AUGGCUACAAUGGCGUCGAGGGCCAAGAUCACUAGGCUUCUCAGCAAACUGACCCACAAAACUCCGAGUUUAGCUUCUGGGUUUCGCUCUAAUGGCGCUAGAGGGCAGAUUCGGGUCAACCCAUUUGGUGUUUCCGGGUUUCCAUUAUCAUCUUCGGCAGCUCCUCUGGAAUCGAACGUGAUGGGUUCGAAAGAUUACGAGGAUUACAGGAGAUCGCUCUCUUGGCAGAUUGGUGAUAAAUAUGGGGUUGAGUACUCCGAAGCUGAGAUAUUGAACAGAUAUAUGUGGGCUUAUGAGCAGCCUUGGGGUAGAUCUAGACUAAGAUAUGUUAAUGAUGGGCGACACUGGUUUGAUGCUAUGGCAGUUUCAGCUGAAGUUGAAGCAGAGAAGCCAAAUCCCACCAUAUUUCUGAGAGCUUGUGAGUUGUUGGCAGUAGAACCUGAAGAUGUCGUUCAUGUAGGGGAUGAUCGUAGAAAUGAUAUAUGGGGUGCCAGAGAUGCAGGUUGCGAUGCUUGGCUUUGGGGAAGUGAUGUUCAUUCACUUGUAAAUCCUAUGAUUCAAUAA
This is a messenger RNA of Camellia sinensis, 564 nucleotides long. RefSeq lists its product as uncharacterized. NCBI's taxonomy places the organism in Eukaryota, Viridiplantae, Streptophyta, Magnoliopsida, Ericales, Theaceae. The record is from RefSeq and is a predicted model, not a curated record.